This is a messenger RNA of Medicago truncatula (barrel medic), 1161 nucleotides long. RefSeq lists its product as uncharacterized. The transcript has a single exon. Lineage: Eukaryota; Viridiplantae; Streptophyta; Magnoliopsida; Fabales; Fabaceae. The record is from RefSeq and is a predicted model, not a curated record. Bases 113 to 997 code for a protein of 294 amino acids.
UUAUUAAAAGCACACAACUAUAGAAUAUAAAAAUAAAACACAAAUCCUAUUGACAUUUUAUAAAUUUCCAUUUCCAUUAACGCAACUAUAUACUUCAAUUGCUUCAAGAUCAAUGGAAAAUGAAGACAAACAUUUCCUCUUCCAACCACUCCUACCUCAUUUCAACCCUUCCUCUUAUGAGAUUAACCAACAAAACGAUUACAACAAUUCAAAAUUCUUCAUUCCAAACAACAACAAUAUCAUACAUCGUAUCCUCCUUAUUCUCUUUGUAGCAAUAAUCUCAAUAUGGGCAAACUAUGAAGCAUCAAAAACCUUUGACAUACAUAUAGUAAACGACACAAAAGACUCCCUUGCCGGUCGUCGUUUCACUCUUUUCUAUGUCUCAAACGACAAAGCCUCGCGUAUACUUCUCAACACAAGCUCCUUCGUAGAACAAAUUCUAUACCCUAAUGGAAACAACGAUAAUAUUGAUAUCAAGAAUAAGAAGAUUAUAAAGAGUGUCACCCUUCGUCUUGCUCGUCAGAAUCUCGAUACCAUCACUACGAUCACGGCAGAUGAAAAAAAUAUUAAUAGCUACGUGAUUGAAAUUAGUCCUAUGUUACUUGAAGAUGAGAAUUUCAACAACAUGGCUAUAGUAGGUGCAAUUCAACGUGCCAUGGCUCGAGUUUGGCUAUGGGAUGGAAGGUCUAAGGCAUCACCUAGGCUUCUUGAUGGUAUGGUGGAAUAUAUUGCCGAGUUAGCCGGAUUCCACCGUGAGAGACUCUCCGGUGGUGUCGGGGAGUCGCCGGAAUGUGAAGAUGGACGUGAAUUAUGGUGGGACAAUAAGGACCCUACUCAUGUUGCACGUUUGUUGCAUUAUUGUGAAAAGUAUGAUAAGGGGUUCAUCCAACGGUUGAAUGAAGCUAUGAAAGACACGUGGCAUGAUCGUAUGGUGGGUGAUGUGUUGGGUUUGAAAGCCACGAAGCUUUGUGGAUUGUAUAAUGCUACUUAUCUUUAGCAAGUAGCAUAUAUUUUUUUUUUUUUGACAAAGUAGCAUAUUUUUUGGUAUUUAACUUUUUCCAAAUAGUUCAUUUUUUUACUUUAAAUUAUUCCCAAUUGUUGUUGAAAAUUAUUAUUGAAAACGAUAUUUGAAAUCAAUAUAUGGUGGUCCUGAGUUUUUUA